AUGUCAAACCCUUCAAAGGACUUUGCCAGCAACGCACAAGAAGAUAUCUCAGAGAGCGAAAAUUGGGGAACUAAGAGUAAGAACAGCGACGCCUGUGAAGACCUGCCCCAGCUCACUGUUAAACUACCCCGCAUGAGUGAUAUCCAGGUACCAACAAAGCUUCGGAAACAUGCACGCCUUCCUGUCGACAUUUUGUUACUGACUGUAAAGGACUGUGAGUUCUCAGCUUGCUAUAUGAAUCUGAACAAUCCAUUCAAAUGUUGGUUUGAUGAUGUCGGUUUUGUUUAUCUCGAGGAUGAGAAUGAAGGCCAAAAGGAGAAAGUAAAAGUCGCUUUAUUGCGAUGUCAUGAAGGUUCUGGUGGUCCAGGAGGCUCCAUAGUGACUACAAAAAAUGCUGUCUCAGUGCUUAAGCCCAAAGCAGUGAUUUUAGUUGGAACCUGCAGUAGCCUCUGUCCUGAGAAAACCAAAUUGGGUGAUGUUGUAAUAUCUGCAAAGUUGACAACAUAUGGAUUGAAGGUAGUGACAAACGAAAGAGAGCUGCACAAUAAUAUAAGAACGUUUGCUAGUAAACGAUUUCUUGACCUCAUUAAGGAUGCAGCACUUGGAUGGGAGGCUCCUUUGAAGAACUUAGAAGAUCGAGAAGUCAAAAUUCACAGCAGCGGUGAGCUGUUGAGCGUUCCAGAAGUAAUCAAUGCAGAAUGGCGGCGUAAACAGCUGGCUGAAAACUUUCCUCAAGUAGUGGCCAUUGACUCUGAAGCCGAAGGUAAUGAAAUCCCAGGGGAAAUAGCCUGGGUCAGGCUCUGUAAUAGGGGACAAAAGGUAAAAAAAAGCGGUGAAAGAGCAAAAACAAAUCGGCAAGCGAAGCGAGCCUAGCAAUGGACUGGGGGGGGGGGGGGCGGCGCCAGCUCACACUGCCAUUUUGUCCCCUUCCCAGACUCCCGUUCGAAUGGUCUUGAUGGUCUUUGAUCGCUGACUAUUUUUUUCUCCUUCCCCCUCCCCCUGCCCCCCACUGUGGAACCUGGUCUCAGGCUACGGGGAUUCGCGGGACAUAUCGUCAGAAAAUAAAGCUAGACCUCUCGGGGAGACCAAUCUGGGUGUAGUUCAGUUUUUAGUUGAACUCUAAAACAGACUAUACUAAAAUGGGCAACGUUGUCUUUAACAUAGUGUGGCGGCGUUUUUUUUUUCUCCAUAUCCCUUUAGCCGCUACCCUAAGCGAUUGGCGAUACCUGCAAGGGUGAAAAUACUGGUCUCUUUCAUAUCGGUUUUCUAACUGCUCAGGAAUAAACUACAAAUGGGCGUUUUUCCUCCAUUUAAAAGUAGUCGGGUCAUUGCGUCGACACCCGUCGUAUGUAUAGUCCAAAGAGACCCUUGUAGCCUUUCACCGAGUUCUUUAGAGAAGUACAGGUUAGAUAAACAUGGCGUUUUUGAAAUAACUUUUCCAAGGUAGUUAGGUUUUUAGGCUUUGUAAAUGAUUAUAAAUGAUUUUCCCCAAUUUUAAAAAAUUUUAAAAUAAAAUUAUUCAUUGAAGAUUAAGGGAAUUUCAAAAAACCUAUGGUUAAUCUGAUUUCGAGGACGAUAAUUACAAAAAAGAACGUCACUAUUGUAAUUUUUCGUCAGUAACUUUUUUGUUCAUGAAACCAAAAUAUCGAUCGCAGAUCCCUUCAUAUCUGUUUGUAAAAUUUUGACCAUGAGAACAGUCAAGCGCCCAAAUUAUAUGUGAAGCGGGUCGAUCUGUGAGCCUAGUUUCAGCGUCAGAAUGAUAUGUUUCUUCCAGGACAACUAUUCUUUAGCAUUCUUGGCAUCCCUUUGUCUCAAACACAGUAGCCUUGUAUAACGAUUUUGAUUUAGCCUUGAAGAGUAGCAACCCAUACCUGUUACGAUUCACAAACUGAAUUUACAGGUUGUGAUAACGCACCUUUUUAUUUGAUAUCCUGCCCUACAAGUUUAUUUCUCAUCUAUAGAUGGCCCUAUUUAUGAGCGGUGUGUUUCUGUCGCAGGACUUUACACAGCCGCAUUUGACCUGCAAGUUGAAUGGCUUGUUGUAAAAGGAAUUGCUGAUUAUGCCGAUGGCAGCGUGAGUACAAAUGAAAAUUGGAGCGAAUUUGCAAGUGCUAAUGCUGCUUCUUUAGUUGCCAAAAUUUUGAAUGAUGCUGUUGUCUUCCAAAGAUGGCCUCACUAUCAAGGAAAUGAUGAUCAUGUUAACAAAGGUAAGUUUGUUUCACUAGUUAAUAUAGAAUGUACUAUCCUUACAUGUUUCUUGGCAUACCCUUAAGCGAUUUAAUGGCCACUUAUGUUCAUACACUCUUAUGUUACAUGUAUUUUUUGUUUACGAUGUUAUGUACUAGCUGAGCACCCCCGGUAGGAGGGGUACUCCCAAAUAUGUCAACGGUGUGUACCGCCCAGGGUCUUAUAAUAAUAAUAAUAAUAAUAUUUAUACCCUGACCCUAUUUAACUGGAUGAGAAACACAAGAGCUGAUACCCAAUUAAACAAUUUAAGAAGAAAACAAAACCUUAUGAAUUUAACGGAAACACAUAAAUCUUCUUGACAUCGCUUUCCUAAUACUCUAAAGUAAGUUCAGCUUUAGCAGAUGAUUUGUUUCUCCUCAAGCUUGGCACUUACGUACUUGAAUGUUAGCUGAUAUAAUAACGCUACCCUAUCUAAGGAUUACACCGCGAAUACAACGCCAUAAGGCCAAGAGUCCCUCAAAAAUCAUACCCUAAAGGGCGGCACAUACCUAUCUAACCCAUUGUACUAAGCCAAGCCCAUAACUGUGAGUACCCCCCCCCCCCCCGUAUAUAGACCACUCAUUUCAUGCAGUGUAAGCGUCACCAAACUUGACAAAAUUACUUAAUUUAAUUUGCAACUCGAAAACAGAAUCGCGCUUGAUUGACACUCAGGAAUAUAUAUAUAUAUAUAUAUAUAUAUAUAUAUAUAUAUAUAUAUAUAUAUAUAUAAAAAAAGAUGUGAACUCUACUACAGUAGAACCACGAUAACUCGAACUCGGAUAACUCGAAUUCCUCGCUAAUUAGAGCAAAAUUUCCUUUCCCUAAUCAAAAUUUCAAUGAAAUUUACCUCGAUAACUCGAUUUCCCGCUAAUUCGAACUGUUUUUCGUUUCCCUUCGGAGUUCGAGUUACUGGGGUUCUACUUGGCUGUUGUUCAUGUUUCUCUCCCCGUGCAAGGGAAUCCAAGACAGUCUUAGUUUCUCGACUCCACGCUGUGGAUUCUGGAUUCUAGGUAUUGGAUUCCGGAUUCCAAUCGUUAGUAGGAUUCCGAAUUCCUUAAGCUGUAUUCUGGAUUCCAAACUCAGGAUUCCGGAUUUCAUAAGCAAAGUUUUCCCGGAUUUGGAGAUCCGGAUUACCUUACAUGAGGCGGACGUUUCCCUCUACAGAAGUUUAUAAGAACUAAAACCAGCAAAGUUUUUAUUUCACGCAGUAGGCAUAAACAAAACUAAAUGGGUAGCGGUCGAGAAAAGGAUUGCCAAAUUUGUUUGCUUAUAUGUCACUUAAGAUUCUUAAAAAUACGAAACCAUAUAUCACUGCUGUUACAGGUGUGAGACCAUCGCUAUCUUUACCUUCCCUUCCUGCAAUGGUUCCUAAUUUUACUGGACGUCAAAGCGAAUGCGAAGAGAUUACUGGUCACGUGACUUCUGAAUCUACCCGGCUCGUGUCGAUCUGGGGUUCACCUGGAUUCGGAAAAACAUCGGUUGCUAUUGCAGUGGGACACGAUCUCCAGUCUAAAGGAAUGCCGGUCUGUUGGCUUUCAUUACGUGAACUGAAAACAAAAACAGAUCUCACUUCAAAGCUUCUAAGCUUUGUUAAGCCAUCUGUCAGAAAUGACCAUCCAUCCUUUUCGCAUCCGUCCCUUGAUGAUCAGCUUUGUCUUCUUUUAAGCGAAAUUUCCGAUCGAUCUAUUUUCAUUCUUGAUAAUGCUGAUAAUUUAUUAGAAGAUGGUGAACCGGGAGUGAAGAAAGAGGUCAUAGGACUUUUGAAAGAAAUUCUCAGGCGAAGUAAGGCCGCCAUAUUUGCUCUAACAACAAGAGAGUCGCUAGGUUUUCUGAAUGUGGAUUUGCAAGGUCACCAGAGUGUAAGGAUUAGACCAUUGGAUGAAGACUCUGCAAAGACGUUAGUAAAAGCCCUUCUUCCUACAGCAAGUUCUUCAGACUGUACACGAAUCCUGCAAAUCUGUGGACUUGUACCCUUUGCAAUAAGGUUAUUGUGUUCCUCAAUUUCUGAAGGUGAGGCUGAACCAAGCCAGUAUCUCGAUGAAUUCAUGCAGUUCGCCUCCAGAGCGAGUAUCGCCGAGAGGUUAGACAGGCCAGAUUACCCAGACGAGUACAGAUUACAGUCUCUUUUUGACUUAUCUUUUGAGAGGCUAACUGCACAAGAGAAAAAAGCACUAGUGUCAUUGAGUAUUCUACCAGAGAAUUUUGGUACGGAGGUCGCUGGUGCUGUUUUAGACAAAAAAAAUCUUCAGGCCAAGAAGGUAUUGCACGGCCUUCGGAGAAAGUCACUUCUUGAUUCAGAUGUGAAACAAGAGUUAUUUACGAUGCACAAGCUGCUACAAUCAUUUGCAAGAGAAAAAGGACAAAAUGAAAUGAAAGACACGGUCCUUAAAUCAAAGGACCGAUUGAACGCGUUUUACGUGUCCCUUUUUCAAAAGCUAAACGAGCAGUUUCUGACCGGUCAUUCAAUGAUAGCGUUUCUUAAAUUCUAUGAAGAUGAGGAAAGAAUUAUUCAAAGCCUUUUAAAUACGCUUGCGAAUGCGAAGGCAGCUAACACUGUUUUUGAUGUGUUAUCUAAGGGAGAGUUGUUUCUUGCUACUCUUUUUUUUAAGGAAGCAUCAACCUUUAACAAGAUAUACGAUUCAGCAAUUGAGGCUACGAAGAGGUUUGAGAGAACCGAAUCUUACAGUCGAUUACUUGUUUCAAAGGCGUUUGGAGAAGCAUGUUGGGGUGCAAAGGGAAGUACGAUGCAGUUGCUUUGUAGAGCAGAGGAAGCUGAAGCUGAAGCACUGCCUUCAAUUUCUAUGUCAGAACUACAAGGAAAACGUCUGUGUUAUUUAGGUAUCAACCACCUUGUUAACGGCAAGACCGAAGAUGGAAUUCGGAAUUUGCAAGACUCUCUUCAGAUGUUCAAUGGAAGUCCAGAUCAGAAAAGUCUUACGCUCAUUACUCUUCAAAUUCUUGCAAUAUUUUCCCCAUUUCAAAACACUUCCACGGAAUUAAAUGAAUUGCUUUGCAGUGCGGCGGGAGAUACAGACCAACUGCCGGUGUUAUCUUUAAAACAAGGGGAAGGAAGGAAACUUAGCAAUGUGACAGAAAAUCAAAGAGGUAUUAUCGGCGUAUCUGACAACCCUUUAAAACUGGAAAUGAUUUUUAUCGUAAGCCAGACCAUGCAGAAUUUCUUAAAUGCUGAAACUAAACAACAUUUCACAAAUAUUUUACAUGACAUGCUGAGCCAGAUCGAAAGAGAGGAGCACAUCUCCGUAGGUGUCUGUAAAUUUCAUAGGCAGCUUCUGUAUGUUUUAGGUAAAAUGGAAGAUACCACAUUACAAUGUGUAAUGAGAAUUAGUUUCCAUGAAGAAGCUCUAGAUCGGUGUAGUGAAAAAACACCCUUGCACCUGGUACACAAGGAAGCACUUGCAGCGUGCUAUGAAGCCCUUGGAACCACUCAACAUUCACUUGGAAACUUCAACGAAGCACAAAAUUGUUAUCAGCAUGCACUUGACAUCCGCCUUAAACUGUUUGGAGAAGAACACGCAAGCACUGCUGAUAGCUAUAAUAACCUUGGCACCACUCAACAUUCACUUGGAAACUUAGACGCAGCACUGGAUUCUAAACAGCAUGCACUUGACAUCCGCCUUAAACUGUUUGGAGAAGAACACGCAGACACUGCUGAUACUUAUAAUAAACUUGGCACCACUCAACAUUCACUAGGAAAGUUCAACGCAGCACUAGAUUCUUAUCAGCAUGCACUUGACAUCCGCCUUAAACUGUUUGGAGAAGAACACGCGAGCACUGCUGAUAGUUAUAAUAACCUUGGAGCCACUCAACAUUCACUUGGAAACUUCAACGCAGCACUAGAUUCUAGACAGCAUGCACUUGACAUCCGCCUUAAACUGUUUGGAGAAGAACACGCGAGCACUGCUGAUAGUUAUAAUAACCUUGGCACUACUCAACAUUCACUUGGAAACUUCAACGCAGCACUAGAUUCUAGACAGCAAGCACUUGACAUCCGCCUUAAACUGUUUGGAGAAGAAAACGAGAGCACUGCUGACAGUUAUAAUAAGCUUGGCACCACUCAACAUUCACUUGGAAACUUAGACUCAGCACUAGAUUCUUAUCAGCUUGCACUUGACAUGCGCCUCAAACUGUUUGGAGAAGAACACGCGAGCACUGCUACAAGUUAUAAUAACCUGGGAGCCACUCAACAUUCACUUGGAAAGUUCAACGCAGCACUAGAUUCUUUUCAGCGUUCACUUCACAUCCGCCUUAAAUUGUUUGGAGAAGAACAUACAGUAACUGCUAAUAGUUAUUAUAGCCUUGGCACUACUCAACAUUCACUUGGAAAGUUCAACGCAGCACUAGAUUCGUUUCAGCAUGCACUUGACAUGUGCCUCAAAAUGUUUGGAGAACAAAACGCAAGCACUGCUAAUAGUUAUAAUAACCUUGGAGCCACUCAACAUUCACUUGGAAACUUCAACGCAGCACUAGAUUCUAGACAGCACGCACUUGACAUCCGCCUUAAACUAUUUGGUGAAGAACACGCAAGCACUGCUGAUAGUUAUUGUAACCUUGGCACCACUCAACAUUCACUUGGAAACUUCAACGCAGCACUAGAUUCUAGACAGCAUGCACUUGACAUCCGCCUUAAACUGUUUGGUGAAGAACACGCAAGUACUGCUGAUAGUUAUAAUAACCUUGGCACAACUCAAUAUUCACUUGGAAACUUAGACGCAGCACUAGAUUCGUUUCAGCAUGCACUUGACAUGUGCCUUAAACGGUUUGGAGAAGAACACGCAAGCACUGCAAAAAGUUAUAAUAAUCUUGGAGCCACUCAACAUUCACUUGGAAACUUAGACUCAGCACUAGAUUCUAAACAGCGUGCACUUGACAUCCUCCUUAAACUGUUUGGAGAAGAACACCCAAGCACUGCUGAAAGUUAUAAUAACCUUGGCACCACUCAACAUUCGCUUGGAAACUUCAACGCAGCACUAGAUUCUAGACAGCGUGAACUUGACAUCCGCCUUAAACUGUUUGGAGAAGAACACGCGAGCACUGCUGAUAGUUAUAAUAACCUUGGCACUACUCAACAUUCACUUGGAAACUUCAACGCAGCACUAGAUUCUAAACAGCAUGCACUUGACAUCCGCCUUAAACUGUUUGGAGAAGAACAUGCAGUGACUGCUAAUAGUUAUUACAGCCUUGGCACCACUCAACAUUCACUUGGAAACUUAGACGCAGCAUUAGCUUCUAAACAGCACGCACUUGAUAUCCGCCUUAAACGCUUUGGAGAGAAACACAGAAGAACUGCUGAUAGUUAUAAUAACCUUGGCAUUACUCAACAUUUACUUGGAAAGUUCAACGCAGCACUAGAUUCUUAUCAGCAUGCACUUGACAUCCGCCUUAAACUGUUUGGAAAAGAACACGCAAGCACUGCUGAUAGUUAUUGUAACCUUGGUACCACUCAACAUUCACUUGGAAACUUCAACGCAGCACUAGAUUCUGAUCAACGUGCACUUGACAUCCGCCUUAAACUGUUUGGAGAAGAACACGCAGACACUGCUGAUAGUUAUAAUAACCUUGGCACCACUCAACAUUCACUUGGAAACUUCAACGCAGCACUAGAUUCUAACCAGCAUGCACUUGACAACCGCCUUAAACUGUUUGGAGAACACCACGCAAGCACUGCUGAAAGUUAUAAUAACCUUGGCACCACUCAACAUUCACUUGGAAACUUAGACGCAGCGCUUGACUCUGAUAAGCAUGCACUUGAGAUCCGCCUUAAACUGUUUGGAGAAGAACACCCAAGCACUGCUGAUAGUUAUAAUAACCUUGGCACCACUCAACAUUUACUUGGAAACUUAGACGCAGCACUAAAUUCUUAUCAGCAUGCACUUGACAUCCGCCUUAAACUAUUUGGAGAAAAACACACAACCACUGCUGAUAGUUACAAUAACCUUGGCAAAACUCAACAUUCACUUGGAAACUUAGACGAAGCACUACAUUCGUUUCAGCAUGCACUUCACAUGUGCCACAAACUGUUUGGAGAAGAACACGCAAGCACUGCUGAAAGUUAUAAUAACCUUGGAGCCACUCAACAUUCACUUGGAAACUUCAACGUAGCUCUAGAUUCUUUUCAGCAUGCAGUUCACAUCCGCCUUAAACUGUUUGGAGAAAAACACGCGAGCACUGCUGACAGUUAUAAUAACCUUGGCACCACUCAACAUUCACUUGGAAACUUCGAAGCAGCACUAGAUUCUAAACAACAUGCACUUAAAAUCCGCCUUAAACUGUUUGGAGAAGAACACCCAGUGACUGCUGAUAGUUAUGAUAAUCUUGGAGCCACUCAACAUUCACUUGGAAACUUUGACGCAGCACUGGAUUCUAAACAGCAUGCACUUGACAUCCGCCUUAAACUGUUUGGAGAAGAACACGCAAGCACUGCUGAUAGUUAUAAUAACCUUGGUACCACUUAACAUUCACUUAGAAAUUUCAACGCAGCACUAGAUUCGUUUUAGCAUGCACUUGACAUCCGCCUUAAACUGUUUGGAGAAAUACACGCAAGCACUGCUGAUAGUUAUGAUAACCUUGGAGCCACUCAACAUUCACUUGGAAACUUCAACGCAGCACUAGAUUCUGAUAAGCGUGCACGUGACAUCCGCCUCAAACUGUUUCGAGAAGAACACGCAGUGACUGCUAAUAGCUAUUACAGCCUUGGCACCACUCAACAUUCACUUGGAAACUUCGACACAGCAUUCGAUUCUAAAAAGCAUGCACUUGACAUCCUCCUUAAACUGUCUGGAGAAGAACACCCAACACUGCUGACAGUUAUAAUAACCUUGGCACCACUUAACAUUCACUUGGAAAUUUCAACUCAGCACUAGAUUCUAAACAGCAUGCACUUGUCAUCCUGCUUAAACUGUUUGGAGAAGAACACUCAAGCAUUGUUGAUAGUUUUAAUAACCUUGGUACCACUCAACAUUCACUUAAAAACUUAGACGCAGCACUAGAUUGUUAUCAGCAUACACUUGACAUCCGCCUUAAACUUGUUGGAGAAGAACAUACAGUGACUGCUAAUAGUUAUUAUAGCCUUGGCACUAAUCAACAUUCCCUUGGAAACUUUGACGCAGCGCUAGAUUCUAAACAGCAAGCACUUGACAUCCGCCUUAAACUGUUUAGAGAAGAACACGCGAGCACUGCUAAUAGUUAUGAUAAUCUUGGCACCACUCAACAUCCACUUGGAAACUUAGACGCAGCACUAGAGUCUGAUCAGCAUGCACCUGACAUCUGCCUUAAACUGUUUGGAGAAGAAUACGCAGUGACUGUUAAUAGUUAUUAUAGCCUUGGCACCACUCAACAUUGACUUGGAAACUUUGACGCAGCACUAGAUUCUAAACAGCAUGCACUUGACAUCCGCCUUAAACUUUUUGGAGAAGAACACGCAAGCACUGCUGAUAGUUAUAAUAACCUUGGCAACACUCAACAUUCACUUGGAAACUUAGACGCGGCACUAGACUCUGAUCAGCAUGCACUCGACAUCCGCUUCAAACUGUUUGGAGAAGAACACCCAGUGACUGCUGAUAGUUAUGAUAACCUUGGCACCACUCAACAUUCACUUGGAAACUUCAACGCAGCACUAGAUUCUAACCAGCAUGCACUUGACAACCGCCUUAAACUGUUUGGAGAACACCACGCAAGCACUGCUGAAAGUUAUAAUAACCUUGGCACCACUCAACAUUCACUUGGAAACUUAGACGCAGCGCUUGACUCUGAUAAGCAUGCACUUGAGAUCCGCCUUAAACUGUUUGGAGAAGAACACCCAAGCACUGCUGAUAGUUAUAAUAACCUUGGCACCACUCAACAUUUACUUGGAAACUUAGACGCAGCACUAAAUUCUUAUCAGCAUGCACUUCACAUGUGCCUCAAACUGUUUGGAGAAGAACACGCAAGCACUGCUGAAAGUUAUAAUAACCUUGGAGCCACUCAACAUUCACUUGGAAACUUCAACGUAGUUCUAGAUUCUUUUCAGCAUGCAGUUCACAUCCGCCUUAAACUGUUUGGAGAAAGACACGCGAGCACUGCUGACAGUUAUAAUAACCUUGGCACCACUCAACAUUCACUUGGAAACUUCGAAGCAGCACUAGAUUCUAAACAACAUGCACUUAAAAUCCGCCUUAAACUGUUUGGAGAAGAACAC
Porites lobata is the source of this 10420-nucleotide messenger RNA. The record is from the annotation of a GenBank genome assembly. NCBI's taxonomy places the organism in Eukaryota, Metazoa, Cnidaria, Anthozoa, Scleractinia, Poritidae.